GUCCAUUCACAAUCCCUCCCAACCCAAAAACCCUCCCAUCCUCCCAUCCUCACAAAAAAAAAAAAUCACCAUCAGGAAAAUUAUCUCUCUUUGGGGACAAUAUCAUUGGGGAUUGCAUUGAAUGUCCCCUUUUGUGGCAGUCGCAAAACACUCUUCUCUUCUUCUCCUUGGCUCACACACCAAAACACCCCCCCCCCCCAUCCGCCUGCAGUCAUCGCGCUCAUUUCUCUCGACCUUAAUUUGUUGAUCUUCAAUCCUCCUUCCUGGUAAAAAGGCAACAAUUCAUUUAGCCCGGUGGCCUAUCAAUUUUACUUUGACUUUCAAUUCCCGAUCAUCGAAUUCCAACGGCCUAUUUCUACAUCUUUCAACUUCUUGAGCUCAAUCGAGAGCUCCUAAUACAAUUACGAUGGCUUCAUCAUCGUCUAAUGUCGUCGGCGUUCAUUAUCGCGUAGGGAAGAAAAUCGGAGAGGGUUCUUUCGGUGUCAUCUUUGAGGGAACCAAUCUACUCAAUAAUCAACAAGUGGCUAUCAAAUUCGAGCCUCGAAAGAGUGACGCUCCACAAUUGCGAGAUGAAUAUCGAACUUAUAAGAUUCUUGUUGGCUGCCCUGGUAUUCCUAAUGUCUAUUACUUUGGUCAAGAAGGCCUUCACAACAUCCUUGUUAUCGAUCUCCUUGGUCCAUCGUUGGAAGAUUUGUUCGAUCACUGCAACAGAAGAUUCUCAACCAAGACGGUGGUGAUGGUAGCUAAGCAAAUGCUUUCAAGGGUACAAACAAUUCACGAGAAGAACUUGAUCUAUCGAGACAUCAAGCCCGACAACUUCUUAAUUGGCCGUCCGAAUACGAAAGCCGCAAAUGUGAUCCAUGUUGUCGACUUUGGCAUGGCCAAACAAUACCGGGAUCCCAAGACCAAGCAACACAUUCCAUACCGCGAGCGAAAGUCAUUGUCGGGUACUGCUAGAUAUAUGAGUAUCAACACACAUUUGGGAAGGGAACAAUCAAGACGAGACGAUCUGGAAGCUUUGGGUCAUGUUUUCAUGUAUUUCUUACGAGGUGGUUUACCAUGGCAAGGAUUGAAGGCUGCUACCAACAAGCAAAAGUACGAGAAGAUUGGCGAGAAGAAACAAACGACCGCGAUCAAGGAUCUGUGUGAUGGUUUCCCAGAGGAGUUCAACCAAUACUUGAGCUAUGUAAGGAACUUGGGCUUCGAGGAUACACCCGAUUACGAUUACUUGCGGGAUCUCUUCACGCAGGCUUUGAAGAACAGUGGUGAAGUUGAAGAUGGAGAGUACGAUUGGAUGAAGUUGAACAAUGGCAAAGGGUGGGAAGCUAUGAAACAACAUCCAUCUCAACACAUGUUGCACCAACCCAAUGCUGUCCCAGGAGCCUCGCAAAGAGAACUACAUGGAACAGCUCGAGGAGGGAAUACAACACCAGGUCACCUCACUGCCGCCCGUUUAAACGCCGCACAACCCCCGCCACCAUCUCCGAUAAAACCAGGGAUGGGAAAGUCUCGCGACCGCCAAAACGCCCCAGGUGCGUUAGCCCCGAAACGCAACAGCGGAGCGGCGGGGGCCAUUCAGGAUGCAUCUACACCAGCAGGUUCAACUCAAGCUCAAUUCCAGAACAGCUCAAACAACCUACCUCAAAGGAUGAGCGCAGCCCAGCAAACACCACUGAACACCAAUGGGAGAGGACCAUCAGAACAGUCACCACCAACGGCAAUGCAAAAGAUCAUGAAAGCUCUGUGCUGCGGUUGAGCACUUGUCCAUAAUUGCUUUUUCAUUUCAAAGAACUUUUUACGCCCUCGACUCUUUCACUUUCCAUCCCGUCUUCAUAUUGAAUGUCGGAUAUAAUGAACACCCCCAAUUUACAAAUCGUUUCAAAUAAGAUCAUGUACCGGAGUUGCAUCAGUUUGACCGCCAAGUCGUUUCUUCUUACAGGCCUCGUCUUUGCUUUUGUGGUUACAUCAUCGUAUUCCACGACUUUGAAGCUUGGUUCGAAACACGAAACUACAUUAUAAACACACAAUACCUUCGGUUGGCAUUUGGAAUUUGGCAUCUGGCAUUUGGGACUUCUUCAGCGAAGCACUUCAAGACUAAUAAUUGUUUUUCCUACAUUUUCCCUCUCCGUCUCACCCUCCAUUUCACUCUCCCAUCCAAAAUAUCGUUCUUUGGCAUCACAGUUUUCCCACUUUUCUCGUCGAAUCAUAUCAUGGCUCUCCUACAUACCAAGAAACGCUGGUCUUUAAUUCAAUAUCCCCCAAGGAAAAGAAGUUUGGAAUGGGUAGCGGGGUCACUUUUUACGAUGUAUAGCUUUUUGACCCGUUCUCUUUUUUUUUCCCCCCCAUCAUACUUCUUUGGAGCGAGCGGAGUGUUACGUCUUUUAUUUUUUUUUCAGUGACACUGCAGCAAUGGCGAAUUGGGAGUGUGGUGUGUAUUCGUUUUUUUUUUACUGCUUGUUUGCGUGUUGUGGUGAAGGGGUUGCUACAUUAGAUGCAUAUGGGAGAUGUUGAUGGGGUGGAUUGAGAGAUGCCAUGGGAGAAGAUUCCUUUUUUUGUAUGUUCUGAUGGAUGGGACGGAUGGGCUGCAUGUCAUAUCACUCUUUUCAUCUUUUUCAGUAGCAACGAAUGAGAGAAAAAUGUGUAUGUGGAAAGAAAAGUAAUGGAGUCUGUCUUUUUUUCACUUGUUUUUUUUUUAACCAUGCGAAAUAAAAGGGGUGGAUUCUCAUAUCAGCAGCAUCAGGCACAUCAACCAAACAAUCAAAUCACAAUCAAAACAGAGAGAAGAAUCAGCACAACAGGCAAAGAAGAAAUGAUAGUUUAAUGGAAGUUGAUAAUGGAUGGGAUCUUUGGAUGUGUAGAUUUGUAGAUGUAUGUGUGAAUUUAAUGUUGUAUGUUCUUUGUAUAUUGUAUAUUG
Messenger RNA from Botrytis cinerea B05.10, 2914 nucleotides. RefSeq lists its product as hypothetical. Gene Ontology annotation, biological process: endocytosis; signal transduction; peptidyl-serine phosphorylation. Gene Ontology annotation, cellular component: cytoplasm; nucleus. NCBI's taxonomy places the organism in Eukaryota, Fungi, Ascomycota, Leotiomycetes, Helotiales, Sclerotiniaceae. The record is from RefSeq and is a predicted model, not a curated record. The coding region runs from base 407 to 1756 and encodes 449 amino acids. Gene Ontology annotation, molecular function: protein serine/threonine kinase activity; ATP binding. The transcript is spliced from 5 exons.